Messenger RNA from Paramuricea clavata, 1047 nucleotides. The record is from the annotation of a GenBank genome assembly. NCBI's taxonomy places the organism in Eukaryota, Metazoa, Cnidaria, Anthozoa, Malacalcyonacea, Plexauridae.
AUGUUAUUGAAACUCUGUUCAUGUCUCACAGUUUAUCACAUCAGUCACGAGGUUCCUGACCGGCCAUGGGGAAAGAUCGCCACAGAUUUGUUCGAGUUCGAUGGCAAGGGGUAUUUGGUAACAGUUGAUUAUUUCUCGAAUUUUUUCGAGAUUGACCGCCUCUACAGUACGCAGGCCGUAUCCGUUAUUCGAAAGCUCAAGGCGCACUUGGCACGGUAUGGCAUUCCUGAAGAAUUAAUAAGUGAUCAAGGUCCUCAGUUUAUCUCUGGAGAAUUCAAGAAUUUCUGUGCGAAUUAUGGAAUGAAGCAUACCAUGACUAGCCCGCAUUAUCAUCAGGCAAAUGGAAUGGCCGAAACUGCUGUUAAACAAGCUAAACGAGUCCUGAAAGUAGCCAAGAUGUCUGGACGAGACCCACAUUUAGCUUUGUUGGACCUCAGAAAUACUCCUCAAGAAGGUUUCAGUUCAAGCCCAGCACAGCGACUGAUGAGCAGGCGGACCAAAACUGUUUUGCCAAUUUCGAAAGGUUUGCUAAAACCAGCAGUUAUUGAAAACACGAAACAGCAAAGAAGAGCUCGUCAAGGACGACAGAAGAAAUUUUACAACUGGGGAGCAAAAGAUUUACCAGCAUUGGCUGCAGGUGACCAAGUAUGGAUACAGCCAGUCAAAGUUGGGGAUCGAGAAUGGAAGAAAGCAACCGUUUUAAGAGAAGUGGGUAUCAGGUCCUAUGAAGUCGAAACAGAGAAUGACCGAACUCUUAUUCGGAAUCGAAGACAUUUGAAGGAAGCAAAAUCAAGAUCUGCAAAUGGCGAUGAUCAUCAACAGAUCCAAGAAUUACCUAAAACACCUGAAGUUGCCGAGCGGGGAUCAAGCGGGUUUGAUGGAGAAAUAGAUCCCAUUCCCGAGCUUAUUCCGGAUCCAGAUCGAGGCGCCCAAAGCAGUACUGAGUCCGGUAUGCUGUCUGGUGACACAAGAGACAAUAUAAUUACUCGAACGCGGAGUGGUAGAAUUAGUCAAAGACCGAAGUAUUUGGACGAUUAUAGUACCUAG